Trichoplax adhaerens is the source of this 816-nucleotide messenger RNA. RefSeq lists its product as uncharacterized. The transcript is spliced from 3 exons. The record is from RefSeq and is a predicted model, not a curated record. Bases 1 to 816 code for a protein of 271 amino acids. Gene Ontology annotation, cellular component: membrane. Lineage: Eukaryota; Metazoa; Placozoa; Uniplacotomia; Trichoplacea; Trichoplacidae. Gene Ontology annotation, molecular function: sulfotransferase activity.
AUGGAUCAAAAUUUAUUUUUCAUGGGCGUUACUCUACGAUGUGAAGAUGUGAAAGCUCUAGCGAUGAAAUGUAGUACAUCAACAGCUCAGUUAAUCAAGCGCAGUGCGGCCAAGUUGCAAUAUAAAGUCCUAGUAGGGAGUACAAUGCAGUGGGAGAUUUUCGGUAGUAAAAAUCAUGAAGCCAUUAAAAGUGAAAUUCAAUAUGCUAUCAAACAUCGACGCCCUUGGCAAUAUCCACGACUAGCUUAUGUUGCUCAUUUCUAUUACUCAACUAUCUAUAAUUUAUCUUAUACUUAUAUCAAUAUGGUUAGAGAUCCACUCGAUCGUUAUUUGUCCCAUUACUAUUACCAAAGGUAUGGUGAUAGACCUAAAGAAAAAUUAAAGGAGAUGAGAAAUCUUGGCCAAUUCAAUGAAUCUUUACAGGACUGUUUCCAGCAACAACACCAAGGCUGCGAAUUAAAUGUCAUGACGAGGUUUUUUUGUGGUUAUGAUAAAUAUUGUGCUCUAGGUAAUCAACGUGCAUUACGUCAAGCUAAGAGGAAUAUUUUAACCAAUUAUGCAGUCAUUGGCUUGUUGGAAGAAUGGGAUUUAUCCAGUCAGUUGUUUCGUAAGAUAUUGCCUAACUUUUUUACGCAAAUUAAUGAAAAAAUUUCCAGAUAUAAAGUGAAUAAAAAUCGAAAAAAUGAACCGCUAUCACCGGGAUUAAUCAAAUCUAUUAAAGAAGCCAAUCAGGCCGAUUAUAAAUUAUAUCGUUUUAUCAAGCAAUUAUUUUGGACCCGAGUAACAAAAUGUGGUCUACAAAAUGGCAUGGAAUAA